CUCCCGGCAGAGACCAAGGUGUACGUGGGGAACCUGGGCACGGGCGCCGGCAAAGGCGAGCUGGAGAGAGCCUUCAGCUACUACGGGCCCCUGAGAACCGUGUGGAUCGCGAGGAACCCGCCGGGGUUCGCCUUCGUCGAGUUUGAAGACCCGAGGGAUGCUGAAGAUGCUGUGCUCGGUCUCGAUGGGAAGAUAAUAUGUGGCUCCAGGGUGAGAGUGGAAGUGUCGACAGGGAUGCCCCGUCGCUCCCGCUACGACAGGCCUCCUGCACGGCGCCCCUUUGACCCCAACGACAGAUGCUAUGAGUGUGGCGAGAAAGGCCACUACGCUUAUGAUUGUCACCGCUAUAGUCGGAGGAGCAGGAGGAGCAGGUCCCGGUCUAGAUCUCGGUCAAGGUCCCGAGGAAGAAGGUAUUCUCGGUCGCGCAGUCGGAGUCGUGGUAGGAGAUCAAGGUCAGCUUCCUACCGCAGGUCCAGGUCAAUCUCUCCUCGCAGGUAUAGAUCAUUUUCACCCCGCAGAUCUCGGUCUGGUUCCUUAAGGAGAUCAAGAUCUAGGUCCAGGUCACGCUCAAGAUCCCGAUCUGUUGUAUGGCCUCGAAGCAGGUCUGGGUCCCAUGGUAGAUCUAAAUCUGGCUUACCUGCUAAAAGUCGCUCAAAGUCCAGAUCACCGUCUCCAAAGAGAAGUCAUUCACCAUCAGGAAGCCCUUGAAGCAGUGCAAGUCCUGAAAGAAUGGAUUGAAAUUUAAAAAGUUUAAGAAGAAAAUUUAUUUUGUUUACAUUAUUAUAAGGGAUUUUGUGGUGUCUUUAUAAAUGUAAGGGCUUAGUCCUAGAAGGCUGUUUCUAUUGACUAACGAUUGGCAUGAAUCUGGAUCUUUUCAAAGUCUUAGUAGACUUCAAAACUCUUUUGUUGUGUUAACGUUCUGUGAUCUGGAAAUACUGGGCUUUUUUUAUUGGUGCAUUGAAAUAAACUGUGCAUUUCUAACUAAGA
Chaetura pelagica (chimney swift) is the source of this 987-nucleotide messenger RNA. Its product is annotated as serine/arginine-rich splicing factor 7-like. Gene Ontology annotation, molecular function: zinc ion binding; RNA binding. The transcript has 8 exons. NCBI's taxonomy places the organism in Eukaryota, Metazoa, Chordata, Aves, Apodiformes, Apodidae. Gene Ontology annotation, biological process: mRNA splicing, via spliceosome. The annotation marks the transcript as partial. The record is from RefSeq and is a predicted model, not a curated record. Gene Ontology annotation, cellular component: nuclear speck.